This is a messenger RNA of Sinocyclocheilus rhinocerous, 2226 nucleotides long. Its product is annotated as rhomboid domain-containing protein 2-like. The record is from RefSeq and is a predicted model, not a curated record. Gene Ontology annotation, molecular function: serine-type endopeptidase activity. NCBI's taxonomy places the organism in Eukaryota, Metazoa, Chordata, Actinopteri, Cypriniformes, Cyprinidae. The coding region runs from base 133 to 1284 and encodes 383 amino acids. The transcript has 4 exons. Gene Ontology annotation, cellular component: membrane.
CCUUUCCUUUAACACGGAAGUUGCGGUUCAAGUGCUGGGAACUGCAAUCUAAAACACGAAAGGGAUCCGCUCUCAGUAAAUAAUUGUUCUUUAAGGGUGUCUUGUAAAUGAUGCACAUUCUCCAUCCUGAAAAUGCAUAGUACUUUGAAAAACUGGAAGAAGACGUUUGCAGAUUUUGCACCGGAUAUAGAGUUGACCUGUGGGGUAGUGAUUGUGAUCGUGCUGUCAUGUGUUUUUACUGUCAUCCCAUAUUACUUAGAUAUUUCAGAGCACUUUUUCAGUCUGGAGUUCAGUGCUGUCAUCAGCGGCCAUGUCUACAAACUCUUCACCUAUUUCCUCUACCACAAGAAUAUGACGCUUUUGUUCCUAAGUGCCGUCCUGAUGGCGUUUCCCUGUAGCGGGCUGGAGCGAGGAAUCGGAACGGUCAGAUUCCUCUACCGGUCACUGCUGCUGUCGUCCAUCUGUGGACUCCUACAUGUGCUGCUGGAGUCACUGCUGUUCUCCCCGUCCAGUAGGAGCUCAGUAAAUGGGCUCGUCCCAUUAGCCCUGUCUGUCCUGGGAAUGAUGACCAUCAAUUCUGUUAUGCGGAAGGCGUAUAUUAUGGGCGUCAGUGUGCCUACUGCAUCUCUCCCCUGGAUUAUUCUAAUAAUUCUAACCCUGUUCUUUCCAAACACUUUUUUCCUUUGCAACGUCCUGGCCAUCGUUACAGGAAUGUUACAUGGAGUAGGAUGGUUUUCGUUAUUAGAGAUGUCAGAAUCUAGAGCUUCCGUCUUGGAGAAGAAGUUCCCUUUUCGCUUGCUAAAGCAUAUACCUGGUGUCCAGUUCAUUCCUGCAUCGACCGAAGAGCGCAAAAAGCCACUUGACCUCACAGAUGCUCCACCAGGGUCGUACCCUGUCCAGGCCUACGCUCCAGUAAAUGCCACCAAUGGUCAAGUUAUAGGAAGCCUGCCCAACACAGUCGAUGGUUGGCCCGUCUCACUGUAUCCUCAACAGCAAUACACAUUUACUUCACCUUACGCUGGAGUCGGCAUUGGUCACAAUCAUGGACAUGGACACGGCCAUGGUCAUCAUCAUGGUCACAGCCAUCACACCGGCAGCCCGUGGAUGCCAAUGUCCCCAUAUGCUCAGCAUCAGUUCAGGCCUCCAGUCAACCUGACAGGUCAGCCCUUCACUAAACUACCUCAGCCAGGAGUGCCAUUCACACCUCUGAUCUCACAGUCAGAGACUGGAGUGCCUGCCUUUCUCACAACUCCUCCUGGAGCCCCUGUGUCAUUGUCAUCCUAGAGAUUUGAUGCCUUAUCUGCAGGUUUUUUUGUUUGUUCGUUCUUCUGAUACCUAAUGUCUUGUUCCUAGAAUUCAAACGGCUCCAGAUGUGCAGUGAUGUUUAACUUGUUUUUAAUAUUAUACAGUUGCUGUUUUGCUUAAGAACAUUUUGUACCUUCAAUUAAAAACUGAUUCAUUUUUUAACAAAUUCUUUGUCCAUUUUAUACACUGCAGUAUUUUUUAAACAUGUCCAUACAAACACAUUUUGAGGCGAGACAGUGUUUGUGCAUAUUCUUUCAUCGUCAAACAUUGCAUGACUUGGAUCACAAUUUUGCACAAAACAUCUGAUAUCACAAUGACACUUCUCUUCCCAAGCAGUAUUAAUGCAUUAAGUUUUAAAAUUACACAAAUGCAAGCUGUCUUGUUUUAAAACCACCAUACUGGGCUAUGCAGUUGCAGCUUUGGCUCACUAGGGGGAUGAAUUGAGGAGUCAAUUCUAUAAUCUUAAGUAGAAAUCAGUGGAAAAGGCAUACCAGUCAAGAAAAGCUUAAGAAAAUAAGAGAAGAACUUACUUUUCUUGUCAUAAAUGCACCUUUUAAAAUGUUAGGAAAAUACACAUUUCUGUGAUAAUUAACACUUGACCAUUUGCUAAAAUGUUAAAAAAAUUGACAAAACAGAAUGUAACACUUCACCAAAAGAUGGGAGUCAUGUUGAUUGCAUAAUUGCUCAUUCACUGCUACUUAACAUUAGUGUGAAAUAAUGCAUAAAAAGAGUGGCAGAACAUCUUGAAACAACAGGAAAUAAGAAUGAACACAAACAUCACAUGAUCAAAAAAAAAAAAAAAACACAACUGACCUAAAAUGUUAAUUUCCUGUAAGACAUUGUAGGAUGUUUUGAUACACAAUAUCACAAAAACAAACUCUAAAGUUUUACAGUACGUCACAAAGUGAUACUUGCAGUCUU